Molecule: messenger RNA, 1197 nt
Organism: Gilbertella persicaria
Lineage: Eukaryota; Fungi; Mucoromycota; Mucoromycetes; Mucorales; Choanephoraceae
Exons: 4
Coding region: 30-908 (292 amino acids)
Biological process (GO): spliceosomal complex disassembly
Cellular component (GO): spliceosomal complex
Source: RefSeq, a predicted model, not a curated record
AUUACUUUUGACUCUUUUCUUUAGUAAAUAUGGAGACAGAAACAGAUUACUAUGAGCUUUUGGGUAUAGAGAUCACUGCAUCCGCAGACGAUAUAAAAAAAGCAUACAGAAAGAAAGCUCUCAAGGUACAUCCUGAUAAAAACCCUAGUCCUGAUGCAGCUGUUCUUUUCCAUGCCUUGACACAAGCACAGGAUCUUCUGCUUGAUACUAGCAGAAGAAACGAUUAUGAUCAGAAACAUCGUGCUCGACAAGAGCAGCGAAGAGAGCAUGAAGCCAAACGCGCCAAAACAGAGCAGCAACAAGCCAAAGCACAAUAUGAAGCUGAAUUGGCUCGAUUACGUGAAGAAGGUGCUAAACGAAGACAAGAGGAUUGGGUGACUGAACCAAAAGAAAAAGAGCCAGGUAAGAUUGACAUGAGGAUAGGGUGUGGACACUUAUCCAACUUGACAGAAUUACCACCUGAGACAGAAAGAGAUUGUGCGCUCAAAUUUAAAUGGAGUAGUAAACAUCGUUUAUCAGAAAAGGAUGUGGAAGAACUCUUAAGGACAGUGGCGAAUGUAGACACAGUGGCAUUAUCACAAAAAAAGAAACGAUGUGCUCUUGCUGUAUUCAAGACAGUGGUGGAUGCUUAUACAGUUAUUACAAAGAAAGAAACACAUCCUUCAUUAUCCAAGUUUGAGACAAUAGAAUGGGCUGCCAAGAAACCACCACCAUUGGUUGAGAAAAUGAUACGAGAAGAAGAAAUGAGAAGACAAGCAAGAGCUGCUUUGUUUGCAGUUGAUAAUCGUCCUCAAUCCAAGUCAGAUAAGCCUUUGUUCUCUGUUGGAACACAACCCUCCUUUUUUAAGGCAAUGAAUAUACCUGCUUUCAAGGUAAGCGGUGGUUAUCUGAUUGGAAUACAUCGCUAAUAUAUAUAUGAGCAGAAUAUCUCUUCUUCUAACAUGUCUGAUAAUGACUAUGAAGCUCUUACAUUAAUGAAAAUGAGACAAGCAGAAAAGGAUCGUCUGUUUUUGAUCAAUCAACAGUAAACAUAUAGCUAAAAAUAAUGAUAGUAAUACAAACGCAACUCAGGGCUGAAUCACAUCGCCACAAGAAAAUUUAUUUUUGGCUGAUGGAGUGGCUCAAUUAGAUAAAAAUGGUAACAUUGCAUCAUUUUAUUUAACCUAUAAAUAAAACAAAGUAAAAACAAGACAGAAC